This is a messenger RNA of Ictidomys tridecemlineatus (thirteen-lined ground squirrel), 1815 nucleotides long. The record is from RefSeq and is a predicted model, not a curated record. Lineage: Eukaryota; Metazoa; Chordata; Mammalia; Rodentia; Sciuridae.
UGGGGUGGGAGGAGGGGUUAGAAGACUUCAAGCUAAUUUGAAUUCCUAGCCCAGUCUCCUUUCCACUUCCCAUUCUCCUAAAGUGAGAUGUUUCCAAACCACGAUUUGAACUGCCCUCUGCUCUUGUGUUUUCCUGUCAUUAUAAUUAUCCUAGCUUGCUCUUCAACUCCAUUAUGCUGGUCUCUCCAGAAGGCUGCUUUAGUGCUGUGUGCAAAUGAAGUAAACAAGGUCCCACUGUCUCAGGUCAAAGGGAAACGGGGAGUAAAGGUUUAAGUUUGCACAUGAAAAUCGAAGUAGAAGAGUUGAACCUACCAUCUGUACAAUUCGGGCUGAAACCUUUGCUUUGCUUCAGUUAUUUGGUCCGAAAGAGGAUUUUUGUUUGUUUACCUAAACUACCCAGCUUGCAAGAUCUGCUUCACUUUGCGCUUGGUGGAAUAAUUUUGCUGUUUUACCUUCACUGUAUCCAUGGGAGAAAGAAAAAGAUGAAGGAACAGAUAUAAGACCAGCACGGGUCAGGGACUUGCAGAGGGAGAAGAGACACUUAGAACAGAAAAAAAAAAAAAAAAUGGUGGGAGAGAAGAUGGUGGGAAGAAAGUCCUUCAUGAGAGCAACCUCUACUCCAGCUUCCUUCUCCCUCUGUUAUCAUGGUCACUGCUGUUGGCCUAACCUGUCCCUAGGCUUCUGUAUAUCCUUCGGAGAUGAAAAAGGUAUCCCACCUCCCAGCAGAGGAAACAAACUCUGUGGGUGGGUCAUCAAGCCUGAAGUCCUGAACUGAACACGCUGCUCAUUUCUGCAGUUCUGCAGUCCUGUGUGCACAGCAGGAGGAAUGGCACCAGCUGUGGCCCAGCUUCUCUUCCUCCAGCUUGUGCUAGGGCCCACUCUGGUCAUGGCUGUCCAGCUGGAGAUUGCUGUCCAGAACUUCCGCACCUUAAACAUGGACUAUCCCAAGGCGAAAUUCCCAGAUGAUUUCAAGGGCUACUGUAAUGGUUUUAUGUCCUACGUGCGGGGCAGAAAGGAACAAUGGUAUUGCCCUGAGACACAUUACGUGUUGCACAGCCCCUGGAAAGCCAUCUGGAAGUCCUGCAAGAAUAGUGAGAGCUUCUGUGAGAACUACAAUGAAUACUGCACACUCACCACGAAGCCCUUCCCCAUCACAAUCUGCAGAGUGAACAAGAGACAGCCGCCCACCAGCUGCCGCUACUCAAGCACUGAAACCAACCGACAGCUCUACCUGCUCUGCUCCAGCAAGUAUGAAGGCCAACCGAUAGGUAUCCUUGGCCUCUACAAGAGAACUUAAAAUUGACAAUUUCUUCCCUUCCAAACCUACCUGGUGGGUAUCUCUAGCUAUAGGAACCUCCCUGAAACCUUUAGACCCACUUUAGCCUCAUUUCCCUACAAUCCUCCUCAGUCUCUGUUCUGCACCUCUCGGAAAUCCUUGAUAUUUCCCUUUAUAUAAUCUGCCCUUUCCUUUCUCCUCCUCAUGAGUCCAGAGCUAUCUCUCCCAGCACUCCCACUGCUGUCAACCUGCCUUUCUUCUCAUCUAGGGCCACUGGGAUUUCAAGUUAUCUUCUCUCAUCCAUUCCUUUAUUUUUAGUAGCUCCCAACAUUGUCCAAACUCCAGGGUCUGCUGCUAAUAAAGCAUGAGGUGGAUGAGGUGGGCCUGGUUCUGGCCAUGUAAAGUUUUAAAACCACAUUCUGAGUUAAGAUAGAACCAUUGGGGAAAACUGGGUGUAGGGUACAUAAGACCUCAUUAUACCAAUUUUUGCAACUUCUUGUGGAUCUGUAAUCAUUUCAAAAUAAAAAGUUAAAAACGCA